UUGUUAUACCUCGGAGAAGAAGUGCAGUAACAUCCUAGCGGUUAAACUAUUGGUCCCGCUAGCAAGAGCUAAUUUUCUCUUGUUUUCAAAGUUUUCAUGAAGCUUUUGGCAGAUUUUUGCAGAGAGUGAUAAGGAAUGGUCUGACUACUGCAGUACCCCUAAAAAUGCACAGCCGCCUGCAGGAGUUGAAGAAGGAAGAGGAGACUCUCCUCAAAAUCAAAGUCAUGCUACAAGACCAGCUGAACAGGUUAAAGUUUGAAGAAGGGGCCUUGAAAUCAAUUAUUAAUGCUCAAAAGCAUGAUGGAACUCCACAGCACUUGGCUUCAGAAACAGAGCUUGAAAUUGACCUUGAUGAUGAGAGUGGAAUCAACCAAACCAAACUGCUGUUGAGUACAUCUGUAGACUAUGAAAUGGAGGAAGAAGAAGAUGAGGAGGAGGAUGAAGAGAAUGAAGAGGAUAAUGAAGAGCUUGAAUUUGUACCUGAGGAAGAGGAGGAUGGCGAUGAUGGUUAUUGAGACUUUGGGCUGCUUCAGUUUUCAGUGGGCUAUCAUAUCUAAAUGUGUUUAGUUUAGUAUUGUUUACAAAGUUUAAUUUAUUUUGAUGGCAUUACAGUGUGAUCAUAUGCAGUGGUGAGACUGUUAUCUCCUUCACCAGAUUGUAGGGUCAGUAUUUCAAAAGAAGUAUGUAUGUGUAUGCGUGGUAGCGUAAUAUGUCAGUGUUAUUAGAUACUGUCAGCAUCUUACAACUGCAAGAUUACAAGAUGAGCUGUUGAUUUGUCUGAGUAUAAAAAUGUAUGGCUGGGCCAUAUAAAAAGAAAUAAUCGUAAGCACAGAAUUAAAUGCUCUGCAUUGGCUUCA
This is a messenger RNA of Thalassophryne amazonica, 857 nucleotides long. It is a transcript of the gene snapc5, whose product is annotated as small nuclear RNA activating complex, polypeptide 5. The record is from RefSeq and is a predicted model, not a curated record. NCBI's taxonomy places the organism in Eukaryota, Metazoa, Chordata, Actinopteri, Batrachoidiformes, Batrachoididae. The transcript has 4 exons. Gene Ontology annotation, biological process: transcription by RNA polymerase II; transcription initiation at RNA polymerase III promoter. The coding region runs from base 165 to 515 and encodes 116 amino acids. Gene Ontology annotation, cellular component: nucleus.